UUUACGGAUUGUGAACUUGCAAAUUGCCUCUUACGGGCAUCAAACAAUCUACUUCACAAUUUCGAUCAUUUUCUCAUAUGGAUGGGCCCCACCCAAUUCGCCAGAUAUAAAUAUAGGGGGAUGAGCCAGAAAGAAUCAUAGUCGCUUCUGAUUCACUUCUACAACAUCACGUGAGGCUAGCCGCAAAAAGACUGAAAUGUUCGGGAUUUUCGUUAUCUUGGUUUGUGCCAUCUCCGCCUCCACGGCAGGCUUGGCCAAGGCCUCCAUCACCGUAGUUCCCGAGCAACAGGUCCAGGCGUCCCACGCCGACUACGACGUUGCCGGCUACGAGGGCGGCUACGAGGACGCAGGCGCUGGCGGUCAGAAGGGCGGCAAUGGCGCCGAGCUGACCAGCCUGGCGCACAGCUCGGCCGUCCAGGCGAAGAACGCGGUCAGGAGCCAGCAUACGGCGGGCAGUCAGGCUGCAUUUGGAGUCAAGAGCAGCCUGGCCAGCGCUGCUUUCGGGGCCGCCCAGACCGCCCAAGCUGCCCUCGUCGGCAAACAAGCCAUCGUCCAGAACCUCAAGAGGCAAGCCAUCGACGCCCAGCAGCAGCUGCAAGGCGAGAUUUCCCAGUACCACCAGCUGGAAGCAGUCGCCCAAGCCAGCCAACAGGUCUCCCAAGACGCCCAAAACCAGCUGCACACCCUCACAGCUGCCCUAACAGCCGCCCAGGGCGGGGCCGCCCAUGCCGAGCAGGCUGCAGCUGAGGCGGCCAACGCAGCUGCCGCGCAGCAUGAGAUGGUAGUCGAAGCUAAGCAGCGUAUCGCGCAAGUGCUGAACCAGCUGCAGCACGCGCUCGACGACCUGCAGCAGACCGAAGCUUCGGCGGCGAAGGCGGCCGAAGCUGCUCACGUCGCGCAGUCGAACGCUGCUGCUGCCGGGCUCGCCGUGGCAGCUGCCAGCGCUAAGAGCGGGCACGACGGUUACGAUAAGUCUAUCAACUCUUCACAUUUCUUACGCGCAGUAAACAAAAAUGAAAUCAUAAAUGUAAUAUCGACAUUGGCGCCUGGUCCUGACAGCAUCACUGUAAAAAUUAUAAAGAGAUUCCACACUUGCUUCAUUGGACCCUUGGUCCAUAUUAUUAAUUUGAGUUUCAAAGAUGGAGUAAUACCUAGUCAAUGGAAACAAGCUGUAGCUACCCCAAUUUUCAAAGCGGGCAAGAAAGACUUACCAUAUAAUUAUUUGCCAAUUUCUGUAAUAAAUAACUUUGCCAAGAUAUUCGAAAAAUGUCGGAAUUACGGAAUUCCUCGAUGA
Molecule: messenger RNA, 1294 nt
Organism: Phaedon cochleariae (mustard beetle)
Lineage: Eukaryota; Metazoa; Arthropoda; Insecta; Coleoptera; Chrysomelidae
Source: the annotation of a GenBank genome assembly